Symbiodinium sp. CCMP2592 is the source of this 2289-nucleotide messenger RNA. The record is from the annotation of a GenBank genome assembly. NCBI's taxonomy places the organism in Eukaryota, Dinophyceae, Suessiales, Symbiodiniaceae.
AUGAAGAGCAACAAACAAUUUCAGCACAAGAUGCUGCAGAAGCACAUUGACGUGUGUGAGGCUGCCAAUUCUCUAGCCAACAACUUCUGCGACUUGAACAACCACGCCAUUGAUGUGUGUGUGAGUCUGCUUCAGGACAAGAAUAUCGUCAUUCCGUGGAGCAUUCAGCUGCAGGUCACGGAGAAGAAGCUCCAGUUUGUGUUUGAGGAGUUGGCCAAGGCUCCGAGCACGAAGCUGCCCGACCUCACAGAUCGCAUCCUCGAGAGCCUUUGUGCUUGGAAGCACGUCUCGCAUCCGGUCCAACACGAGGAGGACGACGAUGACGAGACCGCCAAGAUGAAGGAGGAGUCCGUGACAUGGUCUGCGACACGAAGCUCUUUCAACCUCUUGUGGAUGGAGCUGGAGGCAGACAUCCGUGACACAAGUUCGGAGGACACAGACGAGUAUGCCAAACUGGAGGCCAAGGCUGAGGAGCUUCAGUCCGUGACAGUUUCCGCGUUGGCAUGCCCGGGAUUCUUCAAUUUGCUUGAGAGCAAGAACACUGCAGCUUUGCUGAUGCUGGCGGAGAAAUAUGUGGGUGCCUAUGCCAAUGACGGUGUUCCGGAGCUCGAGGACUUUCACGACAGCGGCAAGCGUGCCUGUGAGGUCAUGAAGCAGGCACUGUCCUCGUUGGUGGUGCUGCUUGUCCCGACUCCGGGGCACUUGGGCACUUCCCCCACGGAUGUCACCAACGUCAUCGCCUACGAGGAUGCCAAUCCCAAGCUCCCGAAGACUGCCAACCAGAUGGACUUGCUGGGCACUCUUCAGUUGUUCUUCCAGGAGGACAAGUUCUGGCAAGAGGCGGCCGAUGAAGUCCUGAAGCUGGGAACCUCCACCAUGAAGUUCGGCGAUGAGCUGCAGGACUUGAUUGAUGAUCUCAGCAAGGAGGAUGCCAGCAGUGACGAGGUCUCCGAAGCCUUCACCCGGAGCGUCGGCCGCUUCGACCUGUUGCGGAAAAGCCUGCGGAAAAACGCCACUGACAAGCUCGAGGAGCUCAUUCGUGCCCGGGUGGAGCGCAUCAUUGGGCGAAUGUGUAAGACUACUGAAGUCUCCCAGGAGAUGAGUGUGCACAUCUCUUUGAUCAUGAAGGCUUUGGGUUUCUUCCCCACUGCCAAGGGCAUGAUGGAGCUGAGAAGCAAAUUCGUGGCUUGGCAGAACGGUAUGGACAAGGAGCUGAGCCAGCAGAAGCUGCUGACCUUGGCUGACACUCUGAGCCGUGAGGGGCCAUGGCCCGUGAAUGAGCUCAAGAGAACCAUUGACAAGGCUUGUGUCGGCGAGCGCGGCGAGAACUUGGAGCCUGAGCUUGUGAAGAAGCUGGACACGGUCUCAUGGGCCAUGAUGGAGAGGCUGGCCACGGAGGCAUCGUCCGACUUCGAGCACAUGGGCUUUGAAGUGAUCCCCAUCCUGAGCAAGGCCAUGUCGAAGUGCUUCCAGGAAGAUGUGGCAAAGGCUUUGCAGCAGUGGAUCGGAUUGCUUCCCGAAGCAUUGAGCUGUGCGAAACAGUUGGAGAAGUUCAGGAAGCUCGGGCAAAACACCGAGGUGCGGUUGGCCACAGACUCCAAGGGCAAUGCCUUGACGACGUUGGUCAAGCAGUAUGAGACAUUCCACACUGCCCACACGCAGGCGCGGAAGAACAUCGACGCGAUCUCGGAUGAGGACGAGCAGAAAAUCCGGUUUGUUGCUUUGGGCAUCCAGGACUUGCCCGUCUUCAAGAUUGCGGAUGAUGCCAUUGCCGCUUUGAGUGCAAAGGCAGAUGAAUUGAAAGUGCAGGCCAGUGACCUCACGGAGAAGGUUUCCGACAUGACGCAUGACAAGCACCUCCCGGACAAGUCAUGGAAGCAAACCUUGAGCGACACGUCGACCCUGAGUGAUGUCCAGACGGCGGCAAGCCUACACAUGGACAACGAUGUCUCAGGCCUUGAGAAGGUGCUGAAGCAGCUGAUCGAGGUUCACAACCACAUUGUGGCGUGGCACAAGCGGGUGAAGUUCAUGGACGCGGAUCAGGCGAACGUGCCCAAGCUGUUCGCAAGCCUGGCAUCUUCCACCGAAAGCACGAUCCGCCUGGGGUACGUCUACAAAUCGGAAGGUCUUCUGGCGUGCGCCAUCAUGGAGAAGGACCGGGAGGCUGCCAUCAAGCUCAUGCGCAAAGAACUGGCAACCCUCCAGGGAAGCCAAUAUGCAGCGAUCGGUGUCACCGAAAAUAUGGUCCACCCAGUUCUGCUGGCCGAAGCCAAAAAUCUCAAAAAGUGA